ACGUAGUACUUUCCAGAUGACACCACCGAUUUCAAAAUUCCAAUAUGGCCGAAAGUUUUAUAUCAAAGUUUAAAUGUCACAAUUUAUUGGAACAAAUCAUUAUAAAAUAAGAUAUUUUUAAUUGUGUUUCUUACAUUUAACCUCAUAAUUGUUUAAUUCUGACAUAAUAAAAACUACGCGUAACGGUAAUGAUUAAAAACAUCUUUAAUAUUAGAAUUUGUCAAAAUAAUAUAUCUAAAAACAUAUUGUUACAAAAAAUGAAUAUCAUAACCCAAACAAAACCAAUAGAAUCAUCGAUAAGGAAGAAACUGAAAGAAUCAUUAAACCCAUAUUUCAUUGAUGUCAUUAAUGAAUCUUACAUGCACAAUGUACCUAAAGGUUCAGAAACACAUUUUAAAGUAGUUGUAGUAUCCGAACAGUUCAACGACAAACCUUUACUUAAGCGUCACCGUAUGAUACAUGAUUUAUUAAAACCUGAAUUACAACAUGAUGUACACGCUCUUUCCAUCGUAGCUAAGACACCCGAACAAUGGGAAGAAAGUGACAAAACGUUAACGUCCAGUCCUGCAUGCAGAGGAGGUUUUGGAAAGUAAUGAAUUAUAUUGUAUAUAUAUUAGUACGUAAAAAGAUUGUAUAUAAUAUUUCAUAAGAUAAUUGAAAUAUAUCC
Molecule: messenger RNA, 667 nt
Organism: Polistes dominula (European paper wasp)
Lineage: Eukaryota; Metazoa; Arthropoda; Insecta; Hymenoptera; Vespidae
Product: bolA-like protein DDB_G0274169
Cellular component (GO): mitochondrion
Source: RefSeq, a predicted model, not a curated record